Eimeria tenella is the source of this 216-nucleotide messenger RNA. RefSeq lists its product as uncharacterized. NCBI's taxonomy places the organism in Eukaryota, Apicomplexa, Conoidasida, Eucoccidiorida, Eimeriidae. The record is from RefSeq and is a predicted model, not a curated record. The transcript has a single exon. The coding region runs from base 1 to 216 and encodes 71 amino acids.
AUGGGGCUGCAGCAGCAGCAACAGAGGCCGGGGCGGCAGCAGCAGCAGCAGCGAGCAGAGACUCAUAGGCGGCAGCAACAAGCGCUGCAGAGGCAGCAGCAAGCAAAGACUCGGCAGCUGCAACAGCAACAGCAGCAGCAGCAAAAGCAGCAGCAGCAACAGCAGCAGCAGCAAGUUUACCUAAUUCUUUUGCCAGCUCAUCCAGCUGAUUUUUAA